This is a messenger RNA of Zeugodacus cucurbitae (melon fly), 2541 nucleotides long. RefSeq lists its product as uncharacterized. NCBI's taxonomy places the organism in Eukaryota, Metazoa, Arthropoda, Insecta, Diptera, Tephritidae. The transcript is spliced from 6 exons. The record is from RefSeq and is a predicted model, not a curated record. The coding region runs from base 558 to 1820 and encodes 420 amino acids.
CGCCGUGAAACGUAAGUGGCGCGGACAAUCAAAGCGAACAACAUUGCUAAUAUCAGUUUGUUGGGGGGCUUUCUGCUAAGCCAAUUUGUGAAAUCAGCGUCAGAUACAAAGACCUUCUCAGCUACUCAGUGACUCAGUGUAAAGCGCCGGGAAUAACGUUUAGUUUGCAUAUUUUAUUACUCAAGUUCAUUUUCACGAUCGCAUUUAAGUGUUGAGCGUGUUAAAUAUAAUAAUUCUUAAUUAUUUUUUAACAAUAGAAAUCGCGAUUUGUGUAAACUCUGCAUCAUAAGUCUACUAAGACUAGCUAAAUACUUGAAAGGUUAAUCCAUUAGCCGAUUUAUUGAAAAUUGUUUACGAAGCUCUACAGUGAGCACUUAUCGUCAGCUCUAACACCUAGAAGUAGGUUACAGUUUUCUUUCUGGUGUGGGCAGCGGGAAGAAUCCGGACAGAAGAUAUAUUGAGGCUGCAGUAAUAAGUCAAAGCGGCCGCAAAAGCUGCAGUGGUCGAGAUCGAAGACAACGAUUUGGAGUGUAGUAUAGGCGAAUAUGUAGCAGAGAAUGUGCACCGCUGGUCUUGCUGCCGGCGUCUUAUUCCUGUUGUGUGUCGUUAACAGCGUCAACUCCUUCUCAAAGUAUGGACGCGGCUGCAACGACAUUGGCUGCUUGCCCACCGAGGAGUGCGUCAUCACCAGCGACUCGUGCAGCUACACGCAGCGCGAGGGCAAGGACUGCGGCAGCUACCCGAAAUGUCAGCGCAAAUCUGGCUCCAGCUCAUCGUCAUCGGCGCCAGUUAAUCCGUCAGUGAGCACCGGCACUACACACAACUCGUACAAUCCGAGCGCUCCGGUGCCCGAUCUUGGUGAUGGCAACAGCGGCGGCAAUGCUGGUGGUGGUUUCGGUGGUGGCGGUUCCGGUGGACACAGUCUCUAUCCCACUUUGCCCAAUAGCCCGCCUGCAGGCGCACCCAAUCCUUACGGCGGCUACCAACCACAACCGGGUGGAUAUCAGCCACCAGCAGGCGGCUACCAGCCACAACCGGGUGGAUAUCAGCCACCAGCAGGCGGUUACCAGCCUGGAGGUUAUCAACCCGGCGGCUAUCAACCUGGUGGCUACCAACCCGGUGGCUACAAUCCCAAUGCUGGUGGAGGCGGUGGUUACGUGCCAAAUGCGCCAGGUUAUGGUGGCGGCAGUACUCCACAGAAACCGAAAGACAAGGAAGGCGGUGGCUUCUUCUCCAGCUUCUUCUCCAAUCCGGCGGUAAGUCAGGCUGUAUCCGGUAUUAUUGCAGGCCAAAUAACAAAGAGCUUGCAAGGAGGCGGCGGCGGCGGAGGUGGCGGCGCUAAUGGUGGCGCAAAUGGCGGUUACCAACCCAGCGGUGGCUACCAACCAAGUGGUGGUUAUGGUGGAGGUGGCAGCGGCAGCUCAGGUAGCGGUUCGUCAGGCAGCAACAUACUCGGUGGUCUACUAGGCAGCGUGUUGGGUGGUGGAGGCGGUACCAACGCUGGAACUAGCAGCAGCGCCAGCAACUUCUUGGGUAGUCUUCUUAGCGGUGGCGGCGGCAGCAGUGGUGGUAGUAGUGGUGGCGGUAGCAGUGCCAGCAAUUUCUUGGGCAGCUUGCUUAGCGGUGGUGGCGGUGGCGGUAGCAGCGCCAACCGCGCUGGCGGCAGCAAUCCGAUUAGCGAAAUUUUGGGAUCCCGCAACUUUGGCGGUCUCUUCAGUGAGAAUCCUUCAUCCAGCUCCUCCGGAUCAUCCGGUUCGUCUUCGAGCUCUCAGGGUCCCAAAAGCUAUCCCACUCAAGCGCCAAUGAACUACUACGGUUAAUAUGACGGCGAAAAAGACGAAGCAGAGAAAGUAAAAAUAAGAGAAGCUACAUUUCCAUUAUACUCGUUGUUUCAGUUAAAUGAUAUUCUUUUUUUACUAACAGGGCAGCUAAGAUUUAUUUCAAUUUACACCAAAUAAUAUAUACUCUAACUAAAUGUAGGCAAAAGAUAAUAAUUUUACUAAAGAAAAGUAUAAACAUUAACGGUAAUCAAAGAGCAAGACAUUUUUCGAAAUUGAGAAAACUGUGGCUGGAGUGGCACAGAAAUGAGAACACCUUCAGCGAAGAGUAAUGUAGUAAUGUAGUAAUGUAUAUAUAUACUCGCUUAAAUAAUAAAACAGAUUUUAGAAACUAAUAAAUAAAGGCGAAAAUACAAAAUGUACUCAUAGUUCGUAGAGCGAAAAUGAUUUUUUAACUGUAAAGCUAUAUUAUUUGAGAACUGCUGCAAUAACUCGCAAGAAGGCUAGCAAAAAGUUGACAUACAAUAAUUUUACCAAUCAAUUAAUAUAUAAAAAUGUACAUAUAGACGAAGCAUAUAUACAAACAAAAACGAAAAUGUCUUUAGAGAAGUGUUCACUUGAAUGCAAUAAUUUUUAAUUUUCAUAACUUCGUACGUAAAGAAGAGAAUUGGUUUGAAUAUCGAAGGAAUUCUGAAAUGUAAAUAAAUAGCUGAAAUCAAAUAAAUAAACGAAAUUAUAUAAAACAUAUGUAUUUAAACAAAAA